GAUGUAGGGCACGAUGCUACCUUCAGAUGAGCUUUGAGGAAAUGUGGUUCUUUAACCGACAAACAAUAGCGCUCUUGCAAGUCGCACUAGCUUAAGUCAUUUUUGUUGCGUUUCAGGAAUCGGACAGAAAACAAGAAGGGCUCUAUGAGGAGGGUUAUUCUACGCCCCCCUUGGAUGCCAGAAAGCAGCGAGCAAGUCUAAAAGAAAAUCUGCCGACUCGCAGCCUCCCGAGUGAAUCAUUUUCAGGUCUGUAGUAUUGGCUGAAGGACCGUGUAAACGCGGCUUGUAAAAGGAUCCACCGUGGUUGGUCGUAGUGUAUAGAGAGGAGCCUACUCACCUCUCCAGGCUCCUCAGCCAUGGCUCUUCUUGCCUACCUGAAGAGCCUGUUCAUCCUGCAGCUGCUGAUGGGCUUUGUGUUUGUGGUGAGCGGCCUCAUCAUAAACUUCAUUCAGCUCUGCACCUGCAUCAUCUGGCCCAUAAACAAGCAGCUCUAUCGCAGAAUCAACUGCAGACUCUCUUACUCCCUCUGGAGUCAGCUGGUGAUGCUGCUGGAGUGGUGGUCAGGCACAGACUGCACCCUAUACACCGACCAGGCUACGGUGGACAAGUUUGGAACAGAGCAUGUCAUCGUUAUCCUCAACCACAACUUCGAGAUCGACUUCCUUUGUGGCUGGACCAUGUGUGAAAGAUAUGGCGUCCUGGGGAGUUCAAAAGUGCUAGCCAAACAUGAGCUACUGAAAGUGCCUCUGAUUGGCUGGACCUGGUACUUCCUAGAAAUAGUCUUCUGCAAAAGAAAGUGGGAGGAGGACCGAAAGACUGUCUUCAAAGGGCUGACCAGGCUCAAAGACUAUCCUGAAUGUAUGUGGUUCCUGCUGUAUUGCGAGGGCACCCGCUUCACUGAGACGAAACACCAAAUCAGUAUGCAGGUAGCAGAGAGUAAAGGCCUGCCCAAGCUCAAAUACCACCUGCUGCCCCGAACCAAAGGAUUCACCACCACGCUGCAGUGUCUUAAGGGCACAGUAAGUGCUGUGUACGACGUGACUCUCAACUUCAAAGACAACCAGACUCCCACUCUGCUGGGCAUCGUCAACGGCAAGAAAUACAAAGCUGACAUGAGCGUAAGGCGGUUCCCUGUGGAGGAUAUACCAGAUGAUGAGCAGGAGUGUGCCAACUGGCUGCAUAAACUCUACCAGGAGAAGGAUGCGUUGCAGGAAAACUACAACAAGGAAGGAAAGUUCCCUGGACCCACAGUAAUCCCUCCUCGCAGGUUAUGGACGCUGCUGAACUUCUUUUUCUGGGCCACCCUGCUGCUUUCACCCCUCAUCAACUUUGCUUGUGGAGUGGCCGUAAGCGGUUCCCCCCUCCUCAUCAUCGGCUUUAUCAUCUUCCUCAUCAUCGCCUCCGUAGCUAUCCGCCGCCUCAUAGGAGUCACAGAGGUGAAGAAAACGGGUUCAAGUUACGGCAACCAGGAGGCCAAGAAACAAAACUAAAGUGUGUGUGUGUGUGUGUGUGUGUGUGUGUGUCCGAUGGCCCUGCGGUGUCUCACCCCUACCCAACUCCAUCCUCCUCCUACUGUUGAGUCAGUUGGCAGGCCGGGGAGGAGACCCAGCUGUGAAAACAAUAAUAGAGACCAGAGUUAGAAAUACUAAUGGCACUAGAGUGAGAGAGAGGGAGAGAGAAAGAGCAUGAAGGUUCACGCUCUCUGGUGUAACAGAACAUAAAAAGGGGGAGAUGCAGUCCUGCUGUACUCACUUGCAUCUUUUCUUAAUCCAGCUAGCGAUCCACUGUCCCUGUCCAGUCCCGUUAAAUCCCGCUGACACCCAAGGUUAAGCUCCUAACAUGUCUGAGGUCACAUGGAGCCAUUCCCUGUCCUGAGCUACCUACCUCCACUUCCUGUCACCUGUCAUCAGCCAAUCAGGGAGUAGUGACGUGCUUGUUCCUUUUACCCACAGAACACGAGGCGCUCCGUAUCUUUUUAACCUCCAUCAGGGGGCAGCAGCAAUCUGUAACACGCAGGACAUCUCCCUCCCUUUUCUUUCACUAAGUGGGACUUGUAAUGGGAACCGGUGCCUUGAGGCCCAGCCUGGUUUCCUUAAAUCUUAAAGGGUCAUUUCACCCAAAUCACAUUUAUCAUUUAACUUCUAGGUAUCUAGUCAGGCAGAUAGUUUGGGGUUUUUAUGUUCCCACUGGCACUUUUACUGCCAACUUGGUACAGUGCAACUGGAUAAAAUGUUGCCCAUGGUGCUCAAAUGAUUUGAUAAACUUAACAGCAGUAUGUCUUUGUAAGAAACAGAUAUUCUGACAGUUUAUGUGGAAUGUAAAAAAGUAAUUAAAAUCUGACCACACUGACAUCACUGACAGAGUAGUUUGUUUUGAGACAUUGCUCUUGAGUUUUUAUAAAUAUUGUUUAAAAUCAUUUGAGCACCACCUCAGUGUUUCCUCUACAGUCAUCCACAGAAAGACCAUUACCAACACAGCGUGGUGAAAUGAGAUUGAAUAUUGUAAGAUAGAAAACAAACAAAAACAAGCAGAAGCAGCCUUUUAAUCCUAUAUAAAUAACUAAGCAUACACAGUUAUGUUGCAGUCAUCUAUAGCACUGGUAACAGACGCCAUCGUAUAUUUUGCUUUAUGGCACUUUAAUACUUUGAAACACAUCUAAACAUUUCUUUCACUCACUCACCCAUGGCUUCCCAAAGUAGGCUGGCCAGAUGUUUCUAAAGGGAAAAAAAUAUAUAUAUAUAUUAAAAGGUUCAAUAUGUAAGAAUUUUAGUUGUAAAAAAUAAUCCAAAAUUAUCAACAUAAUGUGAAGUAUCAAGUAGCACAUUUCCUUCUAGUUUUUCAAGUUCUGAGUUGUCACUGAGAGAGGAAACACUGAACCUCCAUUGUUCAGGGUUAGCAGCAGAAGUGUCGGGAAGAGAUCUCAAAAUAUAAAUCCUACUUCAUCUCUAGGACUAGAUACUGUGAUUGUUAAGUGGGGAAAUCUUGUCUUUUUAUUUCAGAUUUAAAAAUCUUGGUGAACUGACCCUUUUAACGUCUCGUCUCAGAGAGGCUGGUGUCCGUCAAACUACAGCAAGGGCUCCAAAUCUGAAACUGUCCUCAUCAAGGAUACCCACCAUCUCUUACAGGUCUCAUUUGUAGCCCGCUGCACCGACACCUUCAUUCUGCCACAUUUUUCCAGUUCCUACUCCUAUUUUCACUUGUCAUACAUGUUAUCCUUCAUGUUUAGAUCAUAAUUGGACCCCUCAAUGUGAUGUUGAUUCAACCAGCAGUCCCAGUCUAAACACUGAAGUAGUUCAACCUGCCGCCUCCCCUCCCCUCCUUCUGCGCCAGUCUUGACAGCUGAAAUGCACAAUGCGACUGUUCAGAUUCCAGAUAAAAGGUCACCAACUGUCUUCAUGUAGCCACACAGCUGUUGGCGUAUUAUGUUUGCGGCCCAGAUAUAGACUGUGUAUUAGUGAUGUUUUAACCUUUGCCUUAAAUCAAGCUUGCUUAGGCAAGGGAUUGCUUAUUCGCCACCCCCUUUAAAACAUAAAAGAUAUAAAAAGAACGGCACCCACCUCUUACCUCUACAUCCUCCUCCCACCGUGGAGUAGUGAGCAUUCAUUUGGUUUUAUUAACCAAAGUAAAUGAGUGACCAUAACAUUUCAGUUUUAAAGUGGGAUGUUAUUAAGUUGUUUCAUUAACUGUACGUUAUUAGUUAGAGGAAGCUGUUUACAUGUCACGCGCGCGGGGCAGCUUUGUUCUAUACAUUUCAUUUUAAAGUCAGUCAGCCUGGAGUUUUUACACAUCUCACAAGUGGAUCUCGUCCAGUGUUUAAAGCCACCGGACCAAAAAAAGGUCCAAAGGGCAAACAAAUGGUAGCAAGAACAUGCUCCUCCCCUUCCCCCCGCUCUCAUGCCACGAGUAGUAUUAAUCAAAUAUUUAGAUUUUUUUUUAAUUUUUUUUUUUUGGUUUAAUUUUCAUUGGGGGGGUCAUCGCUCCUCAGCAGCAGUAUGUUGUGAACUGCCUCUUUCUGUAGAGUUCUCUCCACCCAGACAGAUUUCAUGCAAGCCUUAAUAGACAGUGCUGCUUAAUUUUUGUGUGAUAAUGUAGACGCUAAACUGAGCCCCCUCCUCCCCAUCCCGUGGUAGUGAAGGGUUAAAAAUUUGAAAGAUGGCAAGCAGGUUGCUGGGAUUAGUUGCCAAGUAGCUUGAUCUUAAGUUUUAACGUGAAGAAUUAAAGAGAAAUGAGAAUUUGAUAAAGUCCGCUCUUAUAUACAAAGAGCUCUGUUUGUGAUCAGUUCACAUUUUUUUACAAGACGGUAUGGAAGAGUGAAACUGCCAAAAUCAAAACUAAAGAAAUAAAUGGCUUAAUAAAUAAGUAAAUGUCUUUAAUUGCAUCAAAUAAUACUUAAAUUAAAUGUUUGCAUUCUUUUACAUAUUUACAAUGUGACAUAAAUUUAUACUUGUUUAAAUGCAGUCACUUUAUUUAUUAAAUCAUUUAGGUUAUUUUAUUUAUUUAUGUAUCUGUUUAUGUAUCAUAUAUUGUCCUGCAAAAUCCAAAAGGAAAAUAAAACUAUACAAAAAUAAAUACGUAAUAAAUACUUUUAAAAUGAAAUGGGAAAGUAAAUAAUAGGGGGUCUGAUUCAAUGACAAUUAAAUGCAAAGUAAAUAAAAGCAGAAAUAUCAAUUAUGUCACAUUUAAAAAAAAAUACUUACACCUACAUUCAUGAAUAUAUCUAUUGAGCCAUUUCUUUGUUUUGGUUUUGUCAGUCGCAGUCCUCCAUACAGAGCACACUUUGAGUUGCUUUACCUCAAAUGCUUUAGCAUCUUAGCUUGUUGUCUUUUUAAGCGAUCAGAUUUUUUUUUCCUCAACAUACACAUCAGAAACUCAUUCUGUCAUUCAGUAAAGAAUCAUAUUCCAGAAGCCGGAAGGAUGCUGAGAAGUUUGAACAAAAAAAAACUUUUUACACUGGAUGUUUUUUAUUCAGUAAAGAAAUAUAAAUGUAACUUGUGGUUGUUUUUUUUUUUCUUUCUUUCUUUCUGAGCUCUCAAAUGGAAUCAAAUAUGACAAGUUAACACCACUUUAUGACUUAUUUUUAAAUUUUGGAGAUAAUUCAGUUAGUGGCACCUCUUGCGUCGUCAGCUUUGUUAUGUUUUCUAAGGCUAUUUUUAUGUUUUUUCUUCAAUUUAAACACUUGAGAAUAUUAAAGGAUUUAAUCACAAAUCAA
Molecule: messenger RNA, 5209 nt
Organism: Acanthopagrus latus (yellowfin seabream)
Lineage: Eukaryota; Metazoa; Chordata; Actinopteri; Spariformes; Sparidae
Gene: agpat3
Product: 1-acylglycerol-3-phosphate O-acyltransferase 3
Exons: 10
Coding region: 357-1490 (377 amino acids)
Cellular component (GO): endoplasmic reticulum; endomembrane system
Molecular function (GO): 1-acylglycerol-3-phosphate O-acyltransferase activity
Source: RefSeq, a predicted model, not a curated record